AUAAUGUGAUAAGUGGUGUCAAGCGAAACGAAUAUUUGCAUUGUUUUUAGUUGGUGUGAAAAGCAACUUAUUUUUCGACGCAUCAUAGUUAAGUUAAAUGGAUAUAAAAGUAGAACAAAUGAAGACUGAGCUAAGGACGUGCGUGGCCUGCGGGGAACCGAUCGCCGAUAAGUACCUCUUUGACGUUGAUGGAUGCUCGUGGCACGGUUCCUGUCUGCGGUGUUCCGUCUGUCUGACCUUGCUGGAGCGCCAGCCGUCCUGCUACUUUCGCGACCGGCAGGUCUACUGCCGGUCGGACUAUGCAAAAACCUUCGGCGCCAAGUGCUCCAAGUGCAGCCGCUCGAUCGCCCCCUCGGACUGGGUUCGGAAGGCCCGCGAUCUGGUGUUUCACCUGGCGUGCUUUUCCUGUGACACGUGCGGCCGGCAGCUUUCGACGGGGGAGCAGUUUGCGCUGAUCGACGACAAGGUCAUGUGCAAGAUCCACUACCAGGACACGGGCGACGAGGCUUCCAACUCCAGUGAUGAUGGUUGCAGCACCGACGGCUUCAACAAGAACAAGUCCAAGCGGGUACGGACGACGUUCACCGAGGAGCAGCUUCACAUCCUGCAGGCCAACUUCCAAAUUGACAGCAACCCGGACGGGCAAGAUCUGGAGCGGAUAGCCCAGCUGACGGGACUCAGCAAAAGGGUCACCCAGGUGUGGUUCCAGAACUCGAGGGCGCGCCAGAAAAAGCACACCCACAUUCCACGAGACGUUCAUGGUUCGGCGAUGUUCAGCGCGCUGAGGCAGGAUCUCAACAACAAUAGCAACACGAGCCUCAGUGAUAACGACAGUGGCAUGGGCAAGCCACCGUCUAUGUUCAAUUCGCACGUGAAUCUGAUCAAUCUGAUGGUGUAACAUAUGGGAAUGCAAUCAUUGUUGCACCUGCCGCCGGGAGGAAGCAGUCCAAUGCUUGAUGAUUGCUAGAAAGCGAGAGUCGUUUAACGGGAUUGGUGGAAAAUUGAUUGAAAAA
Molecule: messenger RNA, 1013 nt
Organism: Culex quinquefasciatus (southern house mosquito)
Lineage: Eukaryota; Metazoa; Arthropoda; Insecta; Diptera; Culicidae
Product: LIM/homeobox protein Awh
Exons: 6
Coding region: 98-898 (266 amino acids)
Biological process (GO): regulation of transcription by RNA polymerase II; neuron differentiation
Cellular component (GO): nucleus
Molecular function (GO): RNA polymerase II transcription regulatory region sequence-specific DNA binding; DNA-binding transcription factor activity, RNA polymerase II-specific
Source: RefSeq, a predicted model, not a curated record